Molecule: messenger RNA, 762 nt
Organism: Colletotrichum acutatum
Lineage: Eukaryota; Fungi; Ascomycota; Sordariomycetes; Glomerellales; Glomerellaceae
Exons: 1
Coding region: 1-762 (253 amino acids)
Molecular function (GO): RNA binding; metal ion binding
Source: RefSeq, a predicted model, not a curated record
AUGGCAGCCGUCGCCCCCCGCCCAGAAACAAACCACAUCCUCACCCACGCCGCGACAGCAACCUCCUUCGCCUUCACCCCCUUCCUCCGCCAAAACUACCGCCACGAGCUCUCCUCAGACCGCCCGCAAUGUAAGCCCUUCCUCGCGGGCCACUGCCCCCUCGGCGCCGCCUGCCCAGACCGCCACGCCUCCUCCAGCUCCUCGAACCCGACGGGCGGGCCGUCCUUGGUCUGCAAGCACUGGCUCCGCGGCCUCUGCAAAAAGGGCGAGUCGUGCGAGUUCCUGCACGAGUACAACCUCCGCAAGAUGCCCGAGUGCAACUUCUUCAUGCGCAACGGGUACUGCUCCAACGGCGAGGAGUGUUUAUAUCUGCACAUUGACCCGCAGUCCAAGCUGCCGCCGUGCCCGCACUACGACAAGGGCUUCUGUCCACUGGGACCGCGGUGCAGCAAGAAGCACGUGAGGAGGAAGCUGUGCGUGUAUUACCUCGUCGGUUUCUGCCCGGAGGGUCCCGGGUGCAAGUAUGGCGCGCACCCGAGGUGGAGGACGGAUUUGGAGAAGCCGAGUGCCAAGGUGGAGAGCGAGGAAGGGGAGAUCAAGAAAGAUGGGGAGAGGGAGGAGGGCGAGAUGUUUCAUCGGGGGGAGAGGCAGCGGGAUAUGCAUGAUGAUCGGGGGCACGGUGGAGAUCGGAGACAUGGUGGUCGUGGAGGCCGGUGGCGCGGCGGCGGGAAUAAGAGAUACCGUGGACGUGGUGGCCACUGA